AUGGCAGAAGCAGAGACCGCCAGCACCGAGCCACAGGCCAGACACAUUGUAUACUGCGGUGAAUGGCUCGAGAAAAACAACCCCGACAUGCACGAAAAGCUGUAUUCCGAAGAAGCCCUCCAAGCCUCCCUCUCGACUCUCUCCAUUGACGCCCGCAAGCGCGCAGAAAAAGACUCCGCGAAAAAAGAAGCCAAAGCCGCGGCGGCCGAAGCUAGAGAUGCGGAGCGUAGGGCAGAAGCCAUGGUGUAUAUAAAGCGCGUGGAGCGGAAUAAGAGGAAAUACGUAACGGCUGUAAGCGGGCUAGAGGCGCAUGGUUUGGAUUUGAAAAAAGUAGCGAAAGACUGGGGCAAAAAAUUCGCCACGGGGAGCUCGGUGACGAAGACGGCGAGCGGGACAGACGAGAUUGUUGUGCAGGGGGACAAUAGCGAUGAUAUCUUUGAUAUUGUGGUGGAUGUACUCAAGGUGCCGGAGGAUAAUGUGGAGUGUAUUGAGGAUAAGAAGAAGAAAGCUGCUGGAUGA
This is a messenger RNA of Bacidia gigantensis, 519 nucleotides long. RefSeq names its product Translation machinery-associated protein 22 (gene TMA22). The coding region runs from base 1 to 519 and encodes 172 amino acids. Gene Ontology annotation, molecular function: translation initiation factor activity; mRNA binding. Gene Ontology annotation, biological process: formation of translation preinitiation complex; translation reinitiation. NCBI's taxonomy places the organism in Eukaryota, Fungi, Ascomycota, Lecanoromycetes, Lecanorales, Ramalinaceae. The transcript is spliced from 4 exons. The record is from RefSeq and is a predicted model, not a curated record.